Messenger RNA from Dipodomys ordii (Ord's kangaroo rat), 2315 nucleotides. RefSeq names its product solute carrier family 18, subfamily B, member 1 (gene Slc18b1). Gene Ontology annotation, molecular function: transmembrane transporter activity. NCBI's taxonomy places the organism in Eukaryota, Metazoa, Chordata, Mammalia, Rodentia, Heteromyidae. The coding region runs from base 18 to 1481 and encodes 487 amino acids. The transcript is spliced from 14 exons. The record is from RefSeq and is a predicted model, not a curated record. Gene Ontology annotation, biological process: transmembrane transport.
UGCAGGAUGCCAGGCCGAUGCCAGGCGGGGCCGCGGCCCUGGUCGACGAGCCUUGCACGCUGAAUCCCGGGCCCCCCACAGGCCGAGGCUCGGGCCCGGGACUGGAUGCUCCGCGCACGGACGACGCCGCGGGUUCCCCGACUCCUGGCGGGAGCGGAGGUGAUGGCACUGAAGAAAGCGAGUCACCCAGGCGGCUUUCCAGAGAACAGAUCUUUGUACUGAUAUCAGCAGCUUCCAUGAACUUAGGGUCCAUGAUGGCCUAUUCAAUCCUAGGACCCUUUUUUCCCAAGGAGGCUGAAAAGAAGGGAGCCAGCAACACUAUGAUCGGUAUGAUCUUUGGGUCUUAUGCCUUAUUUGACUUGCUGGCAUCUUUGAUAUUUGGAAAAUAUCUUGUAUGUAUUGGAGCAAAAUUUAUGUUCAUAGCAGGAAUAUUUGUCUCAGGAGCAGUUACAGUUCUCUUUGGUGUCUUGGACCAACUUCCAGAUGGACCGAUAUUUAUUGCUAUGUGUUUUCUUGUGAGAAUAGUAGAUGCAAUAAGCUUUAGUGCAGCAAUAACUGCAUCAAAUGCCAUCCUGGCAAAGGCUUUUCCAAAUAACUUGGCUACAGUAUUGGGAAGUCUUGAGGUUUUUUCUGGACUAGGAUUCAUUCUAGGCCCUCCUUUAGGUGGAUUUUUGUAUCAGUCCUUUGGCUAUAGUAUACCUUUCAUUUUUUUGGGAUGCAUAGUUCUGUUGAUGAUACCACUCAACAUAUGUAUUGUACCCAACUAUGAGUCUGGUCCCAGCGAACACUCCUUCUGGAAACUUGUCACUAUCCCCAAGGUUGGCCUUGUAGCCUUUGUCAUCAUCUCCUGCAGCUCUUGCCUGGGCUUCCUCGACCCUAUUCUGUCUCUUUUUGUCUUGGAGAAGUUUCAUUUGCCAGCUGGAUAUGUGGGAUUGGUCUUCCUGGGUUUGGCACUGGCCUAUGCCAUUUCUUCACCGCUGCUUGGCAUACUAAGUGAUAAAAUGCCAAAUCAAAGGAAAUGGCUUCUGGUGUUUGGCAAUUUAAUCACAGCAGGGUGUUACAUUCUCUUAGGACCUGUCCCAAUUUUUCACAUUAAAAGUCAGCUGUGGCUGCUGGUGUUGGUAUUAGUUAUAAUUGGCAUCUCCGCUGGAAUGAGCAUAAUUCCAACUUUCCCAGAGAUCCUCAGUUGUGCAUAUGAGAAUGGAUUUGAAGAAGGAUUAAGUACACUGGGACUUGUUUCAGGUCUCUUUGGUGCCAUGUGGUCAGUUGGUGCUUUUAUGGGACCAAUGCUUGGUGGAUUUCUGUAUGAGAAAAUUGGUUUUGAGUGGGCAGCAGCUAUACAAGGCCUGUGGUCUCUCAUAAGUGGACUAGUGAUGGGCUUAUUUUAUCUUCUGGAGUACUUCAGAAAGAAAAGGUCUAAAUCUCAAGACACUGAUAGCAUGGAAGAUGAACAAACUGACCUUUUGUCUGGUGAAAGCUAGCACAAGUCUUGUUACAAGAUGGAGAGAUGGGUUCUCCUGGCCUUGAACAUCACUGCUAGAAGUGUUUCUUAGGUGCACAAACAGAACUUUGUGGAUCUCAUAUUUGCAUUCUUGAGAGAGUCAACUUAUAUUUGGAAUUCUUUGUUGGACUAGACUUACAGUUGUUUUUAAAGUUAGCUUACUGAGCCAACCAUAUGAGAAAGGGAAUGACAAAUCAGCAAGUUUGUGGAUUUUAUUUUCUAUGCCAGUACUAGGGCUUGAACUCAGGGCCUCAUGUUCUCAUUUGGCUUCUAUCAUCAGAGCUGGUGCUCUACCAAUUGUGCCAUGCCUCCCAUCUUGUGUUUUACUGGUUGGUUAGACAUGUAGUCUCACAGACUUUUCUGUCUAGUUUAGUAUCAAACUUCAAUCCUCCAGGCCUCAGCCUUCUGAGUAGCGUGAUUACAGGCCUAAGCCACUGGCACCCAGCUAAAGUUUGUAUAUUUUAGUCACCAAUAUUGGCUCUGGCUUUUUUUGUUUCUUCUGUUUACUAUUUAUUUAAGGCACUGUUUCUAUGAAUGUAUCUUUUCAGUCACUAAGAAAAAAUGAGGUGAUUUGUUUUGUACUAUACAUAUAAAAAUAAUGCAAAAUAUAAGAAUUAUUGUGAAAUCCAUUUUAGAAAGAUAUAUGCUGUCUGUGUGCUGAGGGCUUUGUUCUUGUUGAAAAUUUAAAUUUUUUGUCUGGAAAAACUCUGUAGCAUUGCUUGGCCCUUAAUUUUUCUUGCAAAAAAUUUGUAUUUGUGUAAGAUGUCCGUUUUUGUGACAUUUUCAAUUAAGAUCUAAAUUUUUAUAAACAUUA